Molecule: messenger RNA, 2478 nt
Organism: Budorcas taxicolor (takin)
Lineage: Eukaryota; Metazoa; Chordata; Mammalia; Artiodactyla; Bovidae
Gene: RCL1
Product: RNA terminal phosphate cyclase like 1
Exons: 9
Coding region: 134-1255 (373 amino acids)
Biological process (GO): ribosome biogenesis; endonucleolytic cleavage of tricistronic rRNA transcript (SSU-rRNA, 5.8S rRNA, LSU-rRNA)
Cellular component (GO): nucleolus
Molecular function (GO): RNA endonuclease activity
Source: RefSeq, a predicted model, not a curated record
GACGCGCCGGGGGCUGCGGGAGGGAACUCAGGCCGCCCCUGCCGCUGUCGCCGCUACUGCCGGUACCGCGACCCCUUCGCCCAUCCGAAGUCGCCUCAUCCCUGCUGCCCGCGCCUUUGCGUAGGGCGUGCACAUGGCGACCCAGGCUCACUCCCUCAGCUACUCAGGCUGCAACUUCUUGCGCCAGCGUCUGGUCCUGUCCACUCUGAGCGGGCGCCCAGUCAAAAUCCGAAAGAUUCGGGCCAGAGACGACAACCCCGGCCUCCGAGAUUUUGAAGCCAGCUUCAUAAGACUGUUGGACAAAGUAACUAAUGGUUCUCGAAUUGAAAUAAACCAAACAGGAACGACCUUAUAUUACCAGCCUGGCCUCUUGUAUGGUGGGUCCCUGGAGCAUGACUGCAGCGUUCUUCGCGGCAUUGGGUAUUACCUGGAAAGCCUGCUCUGCCUGGCCCCAUUUAUGAAGCACCCGCUGAGAAUAGUUCUGCGAGGAGUGACCAAUGACCAGGUUGACCCUUCGGUUGAUGUUCUGAAGGCAACAGCACUCCCUCUACUGAAACAGUUUGGGAUUGAUGGUGAAUCUUUUGAGUUAAAGGUUGUACGACGGGGAAUGCCUCCUGGAGGAGGAGGUGAAGUGUUUUUUUCAUGUCCUGUGAGGAAGAUCCUGAAGCCUAUUCAACUCAUAGAUCCAGGAAAGAUCAAACGUAUCAGAGGAAUGGCGUAUUCAGUACGUGUAUCACCUCAGAUGGCAAACCGGAUUGUGGAUUCUGCAAGGAGCAUCCUCAACAAGUUUUUACCCGAUAUCUAUAUUUACACAGACCACAUGAAAGGCAUCAACUCUGGGAAGUCUCCAGGCUUUGGGCUGUCCCUGGUUGCCGAGACCACCAAUGGCACUUUUCUCAGUGCUGAGCUGGCUUCCAACCCCCAGGGCCAGGGCGCAGCGAUGCUGCCCGAAGAUCUCGGCAGGAACUGCGCCAGGCUGCUGCUCGAAGAGAUCUACCGGGGUGGAUGCGUGGACUCGACCAACCAGAGCCUGGCUCUAUUACUCAUGACCCUUGGACAGCAGGAUGUUUCCAAAGUCCUGCUCGGACCACUCUCUCCCUACACGAUAGAAUUUUUGCGGCAUUUGAAGAGCUUUUUCCAGAUUAUGUUUAAAAUCGAAACCAAACCAUGUGGUGAAGAACUCAAGGGAGGGGAUAAAGUGCUGAUGACUUGUGUUGGCAUUGGCUUCUCCAACCUUAGCAAGACCCUCAAGUGACAUUGUCAGAAGAUGAAAGGCCCAAAGGCUUCUAGACAACGCAGAAGCUGUCAAGGAACCAAAGGGACCAGAUUCAUCCAGGACUUUCCAGCUUCCCAUUUGAAAAGAAUCAGGAUAUCCAAACAAAGGACGUCUCUCUACCUUGUGGUUUUUAGCCAUUUCUCCAGGGCAGACAUUCCUCGGGAGGCCCAGUCACAGCGGGAGCUCCCUCGGCUUACCUGGAUGAAGGGUGUGCCUUCGGGACCCAAUUGGACUGCUACAGCAUCACAGCUGAGUUUUAGCACUGCUUCCUGGCCCCACAUCCCUGGGCUUCCGCCGUAUGGCUAUUUUCCAGACCUUUGGAGUUUGUUACAGCUCCUUCUGCAAGGACUGACCCCCCUGAAUCUUGGUUUCUGUGUAAGGAUUAAAUGAGAUACUAUGAGUGGUAACCCUUUAUGAAUAAUGCCAUGUAAUGCAAAUGUCAGAAAUUGGUGUGUUAGAACUUUUUAUCCCUUGUCUUCUGAAUGGACUACUAUCUUGGAGAUACACUGCUCCCCAUCUGGUUCAUUGUAUGUGGAUUUUAGGGGAAUGAAUGACUAGGGAGUGCAAGGAUCCAACUAAAGUUAUUGAAAAUUUUCCAUAUCUCGGGUGUGCUAUGCAUGUUCUCAUUUAAUUCUCCCAAUAGCCCAGUGAUGUGGAUUUGAUUAUCCCCACAAGAGAAAUUCAAAAAGGAUAUUUUGUUCCUUUUGAAAUUUGAUAAUAUAGAGAUAUUAGCUCUCUUGAUUUCAAGAUCUAAGUAUCAGAGUCUGGAGUUUUAUGCUACUUGCAAGCUAGUAAGUUAGAUUAUUACUGUUUCACGGAUGCUAGCAGAAAACAUGGAAAUCUCAUGUCGUAGACAAAAAGCUUUGUUACUCAGAGCACAGGAAGCAGCAUGAGCUUCACUGGUUUCUCUCUCCAAUUCCCACAAGAUGUGGAGAGUCUGCAGGUAUGCCAUGCACACCAGUGGUUUGCAUCACAGGCAAGGAGCAUGCACAUGUGGGAACUCCACCUCUUACAAGCCUGCUCUUUGUUCCAGAUAGGGACAUUACUUCACCUCUCAAGACUGCUUGCUGUGAACACGUGAUAGGAAAGGACUAGGAUAAAAGCCUCCCCAGCAGGAACACUCAGGACUUGUGGCGAUUGUACCUGCUGCUAGUAGAAGCUACAAGUGGUGUGUAUAGGGGGUUCAGAGUUAUUGGUGGUAG